GUUUCUCUUUCUCUUCAUUUUCCCAUUCGCAUCUUCAAAGAAUCAAACAUUUUUCAACAAGGGUUCAUCUCUCUCAGUCGAAGAUGAAUCCGUUUUUCUCACCUCCCCUGACAACACAUUCACCUGUGGUUUCUAUUCCAUGGGGGAUAAUGCUUUCUGGUUCUCCAUCUGGUUCACGGAUUCUAAAGAGAAAACGGUUGUUUGGACAGCAAACAGAGAUAAACCUGUUAACGGGAUGGGAUCCAAAGUCACCCUCAGGUCCGUUGGAGCCCUAGCUUUACUCGACAUCGACGGCUCAAUCGUAUGGGAAACAAACACAAGCUCCACUAAUGCGGAAAGAGUUGAGCUUUUAAACUCAGGUAAUCUCGUUCUUAAAAACCCAGAUGGUAAAAUCCUCUGGCAAAGCUUUGAUUUCCCAACUGAUACUCUCUUACCUUCACAAUCAAUCAGAAAGGGCAAACCCUUGGUUUCUUCGUUAGCAAAAGGAAGUUUUGCUUCUGGGUUUUAUAAAUUUUACUUUGAUAAUGACAAUACAUUGAAACUAAUGUACGAAGGACCGGAGGUUGCGAGCAUAUAUUGGCCAAAUAUAGAAGUGACUCCAGCUCAGAAUGGGAGGUCAAACUUCAAUAAUACCAGAAUUGCUGUUCUUGAUAAUAUGGGUAGGUUUUCAUCGAGUGAUGCUUUCCGUUUCAAUAGUUCCGACAUGGGUUUUGGAGUAAUAAGAAGACUGACCAUGGAUUACGAUGGGAAUUUGAGACUCUACAGUUUAGAUAAGUUAACAGGAUUGUGGGAAGCAGUUUGGCACGCUGUUCAACAGCCGUGCAAUGUGAACGGUUUAUGCGGUCGUUAUGCAAUUUGCGUUUACGCCCCUCAGCCAAUUUGCGCCUGCCCGCUUGGUUAUGAGAUGGCUGACCGAACCAAUUGGAACCAUGGCUGCCGGCCUAAGUUUAACCUGACCUGCUCUAGCUCAGGAUCUCAAAACUAUAAGUUCGUACAGAUCUCUCAUGCAGAUUAUUAUGGAUUUGAUUCCUCUUCUUCGUCGGCAGACACAUUGGAAAACUGCCGGAAUAAGUGCCAGAAUGAUUGCUCAUGUAAAGGAUUUAGUUACAGGAUUGAUGGAGGUGGGUCAUGUUUCAUCAAGUAUGAUCUUUUCAAUGGAAGAAGAACUCCGAGUUUCCCUGGAAGCAUAUACAUAAAACUACCUGCAGAUUACAAUGACGUUCGAGAAACCGAAUCAACGAUUCUCAAUUCUUCGAUUGCUAUUUGUGGACCGUCCGAUCAGCCUCUUGCUACUGUGGAUUUUGUUUCCUUAUACGGGAACGAUCGUGUGAAGGAACCGAGAUGGGGAUAUUUAUACGGUUUUGCUUCGGCCGUGGGCAUUAUGGAGAUUCUGUUUUUCGGGGCAUGGUGGCUUAUUUUCAAGAGAAUGGAAUUGCCCGCGACUGUUCGGAGCGGAUAUCAAUUGAUGUCGAGCCAAUUCAGGAGGUUCGGUUAUUCGGAGCUGAAGAAAUCGACAAAGAACUUCAAGGAGGAGCUCGGUAGAGGCGGUUCGGGUAUCGUCUAUAAGGGCGAAUUGGAAGACGGGAGGACCGUGGCUGUUAAGAGAUUGGGCGGCGCGUUUCAAGGGGAGGAGGUAUUUUGGGCGGAAGUAACCACAAUAGGAAAGAUUUAUCAUAUGAACUUGUUAAGGAUGUGGGGAUUUUGCGCUGAAGCCAACCAUAGGCUAGUGGUUUACGAAUUCGUAGAAAAUGGUUCUUUGGAGAAGCGCUUGUUCUUCGGCGAUCCGCUCGGAUGGAAAGAGAGAUUUCAAAUAGCAAUAGGGAUGGCAAAAGGGUUGGCUUAUCUUCAUCAUGAAUGUCUAGAAUGGGUUAUCCAUUGCGAUGUUAAGCCCGAAAACAUCCUUCUCGACUCCCAUUUGGAGCCAAAGAUUGCGGACUUUGGGCUAGCCAAGUUGUCGCAAAGAGGUGGUCCGGGGUCUGAGUUUACGCGAAUUCGUGGGACGAAAGGGUACAUGGCACCGGAGUGGGCAACGAACCUUCCUAUUACGGCUAAGGUUGAUGUUUAUAGUUAUGGAGUUGUGAUAUUGGAAUUGGUGAGGGGAGUUAGACUAUCUGGAUGGGCUGUUGAUGAUGUGGAGGAACAAGAAUCGGAGCUUACGAGAUUCCUUAGGACGGCGAGAAGGAAACUUGCAUCGGAAGAGGAUGAGUUAUGGGUGGAGGAGGUGGUGGAUCCGAAGUUGAAAGGGGUGUAUAGCCGAAGGCAAGCGACGAAGCUUAUAGAAACGGGGCUUUCUUGUGUGGAAGAGGAUAGGACUAAGAGGCCGACGAUGGCGAGUGUGCUUCAAGUUCUUGUGGAAUGUGAAGAUGAAACUAAGCCUCGAUCCUUCAAAAAUGUACUCCAAGACUAGGUUUGUUAGGUUGGAAUAGGAAUUGGAAUUUUAUUUUUUCUAUAAUUGAAAUGUUUGUU
Impatiens glandulifera is the source of this 2466-nucleotide messenger RNA. Its product is annotated as putative receptor protein kinase ZmPK1. Gene Ontology annotation, biological process: recognition of pollen; protein phosphorylation. Lineage: Eukaryota; Viridiplantae; Streptophyta; Magnoliopsida; Ericales; Balsaminaceae. Bases 140 to 2407 code for a protein of 755 amino acids. The transcript has a single exon. The record is from RefSeq and is a predicted model, not a curated record. Gene Ontology annotation, molecular function: protein serine/threonine kinase activity; ATP binding.